Capsella rubella is the source of this 938-nucleotide messenger RNA. RefSeq lists its product as uncharacterized. The coding region runs from base 58 to 735 and encodes 225 amino acids. NCBI's taxonomy places the organism in Eukaryota, Viridiplantae, Streptophyta, Magnoliopsida, Brassicales, Brassicaceae. The record is from RefSeq and is a predicted model, not a curated record. The transcript has 9 exons.
CACAAAUCAGCUGCUAAGUAUUAGAAAAGCUAGUCAAGUUCUUCUCAUCAUCAAGACAUGGCGGCUUCUGGUUCUGUUAGGUACUAUAGUAGAACUGGACCAGACGGAGAUGACUUCCAAUGCGAUCCUUUUGUUCAACCUCAAGGAGAACAUAAGGCCACUAUUGUCUGGCUGCAUGAUAAGGAUGAUUACUAUUUCGAUUCAGUUAAGUUUGCGAAAACUUUGAAUCUUGAAAAUGUCAGGUGGAUAUGUCCAGCUAUGGUUUACACAAAUACAUCUAAUUACGACUUCGGAUGUAAUAUCAAACGAGAUUCUCAAGAGACAUUAGAUUCCGCAGCUACCCUUGUUGCUAGUCUUUUCUCGCGUGAACCACCAAAUGUCAUAAAAGGAGUAGGAGGUUCGGGCAUGGGUGCAGUAGCAGCUCUCCACUUUGCAAGAAACUGUGCUCUUGGACAUUAUCCUAUGAAUCCCCAACUUGUUGUCGGAAUUGAUGGAUGGCUUUCUAUUGCGGGGAGCCUCAAAAGCAGUAUAGACGCUACAGUUGGGGCUGCGGCUCGUGCUGCAUCGCAGUCCAUCUUACUUGCCCAUGAAACUGAUGUCUCAGAUGAUCGUAGGCUUCCUUACACCUGUGAUGAAGAAGUUGUUGUGUCCCUUAGAGAGGCUGGCUUUGGAGAAGUCAUGUUCGUACCAUACUUAAGCCUUAGAAGAAUGGUCAUCAGGUCGCUCUUAGCGUAAGAGAUGAAGCUCCCAAUCAUCAAGACUAAAUAAAUCUCUACCAUAUAAAGAAUUAAAGACCGUGCGCAUUAUAUAUAUAUAUCAUCGUUUGUUUUAUUUGUUAUGAGAGUGACUCAUGGGAUAUAUAUGUAAUAAGUUAUAUGAUUUUUAAACUCUAUGGUAUAGUUUGUGUUUCCUUCUCCUUUCUUCACUUAUUCAUCAAG